Sitodiplosis mosellana (orange wheat blossom midge) is the source of this 1919-nucleotide messenger RNA. It is a transcript of the gene Ifrd1, whose product is annotated as interferon-related developmental regulator 1. The record is from RefSeq and is a predicted model, not a curated record. Bases 512 to 1783 code for a protein of 423 amino acids. The transcript has 6 exons. Lineage: Eukaryota; Metazoa; Arthropoda; Insecta; Diptera; Cecidomyiidae.
UGACGUUUUAGUUGCAAAUGGCGUGAAUCAUUAUUGUGAAACUUCAGAAAUUUCAAAUGUGAAUUUAUAAACAAAUUCCUUCCUGAAAUCUUCGAAUUGAAAUUGAAAAGUCAUCCAAAUUAGAUACUGUAAUUAUAAACUCUAAAAUAUAUGAUAUUGGGAAUUAUUAAAAAAACAGUAAAUACCAAGUCUUUUUGUCAUUUACAACAUGUUCAAGGUUGAAAAAAUAUUACAACAAAGAUAUUUUUUAGCAUGUGUGAUCUAUCUAGAAAACAAUUUCGUUUGAAUAAAAGUAUUGUGGCAAUGUAUUGAACACCUCAGUUCCGUCUUGACAAAUUCCUAUAUUAAUUUGAAACAUGGCAAAAAUUCAUUUCCAGUUCUUCAUUUUAAAAAAUACAGAAAAUACUUCUUUACCCACGCAGUAAUACGAGUGAAUUAGCUGGUGGGAUUUCACAGCUCGAUUAACACUACAAAUUAUAAUAUUAAAAAUAUAACCACUGGAUAAAUAAAAAUGUCUCGAAAUAGAACGAGGAAGGGCAAAGCUCGCGCAAUUUUAGAUCCUCACUCAGACAACGAAUCAAUAAAUGAUAGCAUAUACUCAAAUGGGUCAUUGGACGAAGACAACAAUGGUUACCAAGAUGAUUCGCAACUAGUGACAACAAGUGAAAAGUACGAGGAGAAAUUACUUCAAUCAAUUGAAAAUGCUUCAGAGAAGUCUGCGCAGACACGUGUUCAAGCCCUUCAAAUUAUUACCGAAAUACUUCAACAUCGACAUAUACCAGAUUUCCUUGAAGAUCGCAAAUUAACUAUUAUGGACAUUGUGGAGAAAAGUGUCCGUCGUGGGAAAGUUGCUGAACAGGAAUGUGCAUUAAGAUUAGCAACACUUCUGAUAAUACAGCUUGGUGGAGAGGAUAAUAUAUCUUCUACACUAUGUCAAAUAUUUUCAACAAUAGUGCAGAAUCGAACAUCGUCAUACUCAGUUAGAGCUUCGUCUUGUACGGCAUUGGCCAUGUUACACUUUUUGAAUAACAAUGAUAUCGGAAACAUUGUGGGGACAAUGCAACAAUUUGAGCAAAUAUUUGCUGGAAGCUAUUUGAAAGGAGAUCGUUCGGCUCCGUCAGUGAGUGAAGAUGCUGCACAGCUACAUGUUGCUGCAUUAGGUGGCUAUGGCUUAUUGGCUACUUUAAUACCUCCUGGGGACUUUUGUUCUUACGUCAAGAAUGGUACCAUUUUACCAUCAAUGAAAAAUUUAAUCGGGUUGCUUCAAUCCCCACACGUUGACGUUCGUAUGGCUUGCGGAGAGGUUAUCGCUUUAGUAUUGGAAUGCGGCCGUGCUUUUGAUGAUAAAUUUUUGAAUGAAUAUCUUUCGGAGUUGAUAGAAAUAACAAAUAACCUUGCAAAAGAUUCGCAAAAGUUUCGAGCUAAGAAAGAGCGAAAAGCACAAAGAGCUACAUUCCGUGAUGUUCUCCGCUAUUUGGAAGAAGAUAUUACACCAGAAUCGGAAAUCCGUUUUGGGAAGGAAACUCUCGACUUGUGCACAUGGUCGAUCAACGUUCAAUAUGAGAAAUUGUGUGACAUCAUCGGUCCUGGCAUCACCACACAUUUAACGGAAAAUGAAUUUCUACGCGAUGUUCUCCAGCUUGGUGCAAAAGUUGUCAAUGCAAAUGUUUCUGCAACAAAUAGUAAACAGUCGAAAAUGGAACGUCACUUACUUAAUGCUGCCGCAUUCAAAGCACGCACAUUGUCAUUGAAGAAGAAUAGAGAUAAACGUUCAGAUUUCUAACUAAAUUUUGAAUGUAGUAAAAUAUAAAUUUGUUUAUUCUUAAGGAGAUGAUGCGUUUAUUUGUAUGUGCGUGUGCAAUAAACAUCAAUUGACAUAAUAAAAUGAGUGAUAGUACUGUUGUUCAAAUAAAUCAAAA